AAGGGAAGGGAGAUGGAGCCGCUUCGCCACGCAAAUCACGAUGAUGCGCAUGACAGACGUCCCUCAUCACAAAAAAAUGGAAUCGCUGCGUCCGUAAUCACAUUCUCCGUGCGUACUAGCAACGCGCCUCGAAAAUCCAAACCAAACCAACGCCGUACAGGUCAGUUGCGACUUGGGCAAGGACCCGUAAGCCAAACAUUCGCACCAGGCAACUAUUCGAUAAGAGCAACUCUCAAGUACGCAGCUUGUAAGAUGUUCCACCAAUUGGAUAAACGUAUACAAGAAACGUCGCAACCAAAGGCACUCACAUAGAUAUGGUCAAGACCGCAUCUCAUUUGUCCGCAAUCUCCACGACCCACUCAUCCCCCCCUUACCGAACCAUUGAUGCAAAACUGAUCCACCUGUUGACACUGAGUAACUCAGGAACAGGGCCCUAGAUUGGUUUUGAGGCAUCCUGCUCCAUCGUGAUUCUCCCUGCAUAAAAGUCUGAUUUUUCA
Molecule: messenger RNA, 497 nt
Organism: Closterium sp. NIES-67
Lineage: Eukaryota; Viridiplantae; Streptophyta; Zygnematophyceae; Desmidiales; Closteriaceae
Source: the annotation of a GenBank genome assembly